AUGCCCCUUCCGGGCUUGUCAGAGCGAGGCGACACUGCUCCACGUUGCGAGUCAAUCAUACAGCACACAAACAAGGGCAUCCGCCCCAGGCAGGCCGCUGCACAUAAAUACAGUGAUCUAACCACUGUUUACUAUUCCAUUCCCGCGUCGCCUUGUACCUCGACGUUUAUAUUCUCAUACGAAAUUGUUCCACACCCCCACAAAGUCGACAUAUAUAUCAAAGACGAGAACCGUGAUACACGAUGA
Messenger RNA from Penicillium samsonianum, 246 nucleotides. RefSeq lists its product as uncharacterized. The record is from RefSeq and is a predicted model, not a curated record. The transcript is spliced from 3 exons. Lineage: Eukaryota; Fungi; Ascomycota; Eurotiomycetes; Eurotiales; Aspergillaceae. Bases 1 to 246 code for a protein of 81 amino acids.